This is a messenger RNA of Amblyraja radiata (thorny skate), 3979 nucleotides long. Its product is annotated as paired box protein Pax-5. Gene Ontology annotation, molecular function: RNA polymerase II cis-regulatory region sequence-specific DNA binding; DNA-binding transcription factor activity, RNA polymerase II-specific. Lineage: Eukaryota; Metazoa; Chordata; Chondrichthyes; Rajiformes; Rajidae. The transcript is spliced from 11 exons. The coding region runs from base 533 to 1840 and encodes 435 amino acids. The record is from RefSeq and is a predicted model, not a curated record. Gene Ontology annotation, biological process: regulation of transcription by RNA polymerase II; anatomical structure development.
CCGGGGCUGUGCGCCAUCCCCGCAGGGCUGAGCCUCGGGCGAAUCAGCGCCGAAUCACUGUGGGCUCAGCCACAUUUAAACACUAUGGAGGAGACUGAGCGCGACUGAAUACAGAGCAGGGGGCCAGCGCACUCCGGGGAAACAGGAACCCGCCUUCACACACACAGCGGACAAAUUGCACAGGAAAACGCCAAAAAAGAGAAGCUGGAAUUUUAAAAGGAUUUUUUUCCGGGUGUGAACGAUUUCGAAGUUAAAAUUCAUUGCUGUCACUGAGCAGCAAUUGGAUUCAUUUUUGGGGGCAUUGCAUUGCAUCUGACAAACUUAACUUUCACGUUUCUUGCACAAUCCGUCUGAAACCUUGAGGAUCACAAAGCUGUAAAACCUACAAUUUAGUGGCUGGGAUCGAGAUCUUCUUCUGGGUUUGCGUGGGGCGCUGCUCACCCUCUUUUGUUUUGGGAGUAUAGGUGAAGGGGUUAAAUCCAGACCAGAAAAUCGAGGUUUUCUCGGAGUUGAAGACCGGCUGCGCCUUUUCAUGGAAAUCCACUGUAAGCACGACCCGUUUGCAGCAAUGCAUAGGCAUGGCGGGGUGAAUCAGCUUGGGGGUGUGUUUGUGAAUGGCCGCCCUCUCCCAGAUGUUGUCCGGCAGCGAAUUGUGGAACUGGCCCACCAAGGAGUGAGACCCUGUGAUAUCUCCAGACAGCUCAGAGUGAGCCACGGCUGCGUUAGCAAGAUACUGGGCAGGUACUAUGAGACUGGGAGUAUAAAGCCGGGAGUAAUUGGAGGAUCCAAACCAAAGGUCGCUACACCGAAAGUGGUGGAUAAAAUCGCCGACUACAAGCGUCAAAACCCCACCAUGUUUGCCUGGGAGAUCCGAGAUAGACUGUUGGCGGAACGAGUGUGUGACAAUGAAUCGGUGCCCAGUGUCAGUUCCAUCAACAGGAUUAUUCGAACAAAGGUGCAGCAGCCUCCAAAUCAGCAAUCGCCAGUUUUAUCCCAUACUAUCGCACCAAGCACUGUGCCCGUGACUCCUGUUCCUUCCGCUGUCAAUGAUUCUGCGGGGUCUUCCUAUUCCAUCAGUGGAAUUCUGGGAAUCACACCAUCUAAUAACGAGAAUAACAAGAGGAAACGCAAUGAUGGUGCUCAUGAAAAUCCAAUGCACAAUGGACACUCCCACCCCAGCAGGGAUUUUCUGCGGAAGCAGAUGCGUGGAGAGCUUUUCACACAGCAGCAGCUAGAAGUGUUAGACAGAGUCUUUGAGAGACAACACUACUCAGACAUCUUUACAACUACAGAGCAGAUCAAAUCAGAGCAGAAUGCAGAAUAUUCCGCCAUGGCAUCACUAGCUGGGGGCCUGGAAGAUAUGAAGUCAAGUCUAGCAAAUCCUGCUGAUGUGGGGGCCAGUGUCCCAGGACCUCAAUCUUACCCAAUUAUUACAGAUGUUCUAGGUGUAUGUACCCUGAAAGCAACAGAUGUCUGGGGUGUGGACUCCUUCACCAGAACAGACAUGACAAAUAUGUACCCCAGCAAUACUUCAGAUAUCUCGUGUGUACCUUUCGUAACAGUAGGUGGUUCAGGUCGCGACUUGGCCAGCACGACCCUUCCUGGCUACCCUCCACAUGUGCCCCCCGCUGCACAGGGCAGUUACCCACCCCCAACACUAACAGGAAUGGUGCCUGGAGGUGAUUUUUCUGGAAGCCCAUAUUCCCAUCCGCAGUAUACAACUUAUAAUGACUCCUGGAGAUUUCCCAAUGCUGGAUUAUUAAGUUCCCCCUAUUAUUACAGCAGCGCAGCCCGUGGGUCAGCUCCUUCUGCCGCCACUGCAGCCUACGACCGCCACUAGCCAGGCUGGGGGGAUGCGCAGGCUGCAGGUAGUGAAGAAAUUGUGCACUUACAACACAUAUCAAUCAGGUCUGAGACAACAGGAAAUGUGUGAUGCUGAGAAGGUCAGAUGUGAACUUCCUGCAGGAUAAUCAAACUCCCUCUCGGAACGACUGCUGCCAAACGCUUGCUGUUUUCACUGCGGAGCAACAGAAACUGCUGACCUUGGACCCAACCUGAUAAUUAUACAGGCAACCGACAGAGACCAUCCACUUAUUAUUGAAGAAAGGCUGUUCAUUUUUGUUUAAAUAUUUAAAAAUAUGGUUUUAUUAGGAGGUUGAUAGUUUAUUCUAUAUAAUUAUUUUUCUGGGAAAUAAUUUCAAAACGCGAGGCAGCAAGGGCCUGCCUAUAUUUAAAACCAUGACCUUGAUUACUGAAUCACUGCACUUGAAUAUUUGCAGAGUGUUAUUGGCAAGGGAUAAAGGUAUAUGUACAUUAAUGACACACUGCAUCUUAUCACAAGACCCUCCACCUUAAUCCUUCAUGUACGAGAACAAACUAUACUUAAGGAAUAGCUUCAUUAAAAUUCUUAGGUAUUCUCAAAUAGUUUAAAAGAUUCAGAAUAUUGCACUUACUUUCAGACUAUGAAUUAGAGUUUAUCAAAAUAAUAGUUGGCAAUGAUUAUUUUUAAAAAAAUGAUUAUUGUAGUAUUUUUGUGACAGGAUUUUCUAAAUUACGAGGAGGUCCUACACAGAGGGUCAUAUGGGAACUGAAUCAGAGCAGAUCUUGCACUGCUAGUAACAGGUACACAGGAGAACAGGAAUAUUGAAGCGGUUCUGAAAUGCCCCCAACAUGCUGAAAAAUAGAUAGGACCAUAUAAUUCAGCUGAACCCUUGAGCUUGGUGUAAUGAGGGAGGUCUGGCUCUAUUGCAAAACUACCUUUAAAUGUGUAAGUUCUCAUAUCUAACAGCAAGUGUGAUGACAGCAAACCUGAUAUAAGAACUGCUGUAAACUCCUGUAGACUAGGAAAUUGGAUCCCAAGAUGGCAGCAGAAUUUCAGUCCCAUGGCCUAGAGGGAAAGCCAAGAAAUCAGCGUUGUGAAUGGGAAGGAGUGAGGUGGGUGGAACUGCAACUGGAAUGAGAGGCUAGCAUGACUCAAAGGAGUCUCAAGGCUUCUAAGUGGAGUAUAGAAAAUAUUUCCUGCUCUUAACAGCUCCACAAACCCCUCUAAAGGUUGCCCUCCUCUGGUCUCUCCUCAGCAAGGAUGUGUCCAUCAGCUGGUGUUGCCUUUCAGAGCCGAUGAUGGCCCUCCAGCCACCACCUCACCUCACCCCCAUCCCACUGAAAUUGCAGGCCACUUCCCUUCCCUCCUCCUUGGAGCAUCACUGUUUGCCCAACACUCAGUUCUAGAUUAGUAGAAAUGUUUUCCAGUGUAAUAUUGAGAAGACAAAAGCUAUUAUCUUUGAUUCCAAUCAGUAUCUCUGAGCCACUUCUCACUCAAUGGCAACAAUCUGAGGCUAAACCUGCCUUGCAAUGUUGUUAGCACAUAUGACCCAAGGAUUGGGAACUUCCUUGCCAACAAAAGGAGAACCUAUUUCCUCUUCUAUAACACUGUGUGACUUUUCCUUGCCUUACUGUUACCGAAACUCUCGUCAAUUCCUUGGUCUCCCCUGAACUUGACUGUUCCAGUGCAUGUCUGACCAACAUUCAAUUUUCUAUCCUUUGUAAAUUUGUCAUCCAAAACUCAUCCCCAUAUGUAGACGGGUCCCGUCCUGAAAUGUCACCUAUCCAUGUUUUCCAGGGAUGCUGCCUGACACACUGAGUUACUCCAACGCUUUGUGUUUUUUAAUUCUCAAGUAACUCCUCUGCUACUAAAUUUGGCAGUAUCUUUUCUUGGAAAAAGAUAGAUGCAAAGUAUUCAUUUAAUUCUUGUGCCAUGAUUUCUGUCUCCAUAUAUAAAUCUUUCUUUUGGUUUUGAUCAGCCCUUUCACUCCUCUUGCCCGCUCGUUUGCUAUCUGUAUCCCAAUACAAGGCUUUGAGAUUCCACUUGAUGUUGACAUUUCAGCUACUUUCACAUUCUGUCUUUGCCUCUCAUUUCUUUGUCCAUUCCCCAAUAAACAUUCUUUAAUUGGCCUUUUUGUUGCUUAUAUUAUUAACCUAC